Arachis duranensis is the source of this 636-nucleotide messenger RNA. RefSeq lists its product as uncharacterized. Bases 41 to 367 code for a protein of 108 amino acids. The transcript is spliced from 5 exons. Lineage: Eukaryota; Viridiplantae; Streptophyta; Magnoliopsida; Fabales; Fabaceae. The record is from RefSeq and is a predicted model, not a curated record.
UAUUGAUGUAUCUCCUUUUGGUGAAUUUCAUGUGCAGUGGAUGGUUUUAUUUGUGGAGGUGAGGCCAAACUUGCUUUCUGGGGAUGCAGAUAAGUUCCUUCUUGAGGACAUUAGUCAGGUUGGGGAUGUCGUCCUUGUCCCGGAUGAAAGCGUGAUACAGAACGAAUUUAAAAUGGUUGGAUUGGAGACCCUGGUUGGAUACAAAGUUGUGACACCCUCUCAACGGAAUAUUGGAAAGGUGUGUGGAUACAAGUUCAGCCUCAAUUCAGGUGCUGUUGAAGAACUUGAGCUUGAUUCAUUUGGACUAUCAUUAUCCCUUCAAGUUUGGGUUUCUUGGCAACCAGAAUGUAGGAGUUUCAAUGGGUGAUCUUGAAGAUUAUGACUCUGAACCAUCUGUGACAUAUGGCCAAGUUUCAAGGAGAAGGAAAAGUCUUGGAAGAAAGAAACCUAAUCAAAGAUAUUGGGAUCUUCCAAUGGACUAUCUUUGAUUCACAUGUUUUGUCCGCUAACUCCCAUGUAAUAAUACUCCUUUUAAUCGAAAAUAUAGUGAAGCUUUAAUAAGCCUACUAAGGAUGACAUAAAAAUACCAUACCAAAUUACCAAUUGUCUUUUUUAUUUUCUAUGGUGUAAAAUAGA